AACAUCUUCUCCCCUCCUUCAGAGGCAUAAAAUUAUUCGCUGCGGAAGCUCCUCACUCGAUCCCGAAUUCCCUAAGAAAGGAGAGACUGAAAGAGCGAGCUCCUUCUCUACUCGACUAAAAAAAAUAAAAAUUUAGGGUUAGGGCCGUGGAAUCGAUGUCCGGCCUGAAUCGAUCUAGUAGCGUUCCGUUUAAGAACGGCGGUCUUCCUCCACAGGAACUCCUCGACGAUCUCUGCAGUAGGCUUGUUCUAAAUGUGCCAAAAGAAGACCAGCAAUCGUUCGAGAGAAUUCUAUUUCUGGUCGAGAACGCGCAUUGGUUCUAUGAAGAUAAUUCUGUCGAGAAAAAUCCCUCAUUAAAGUCCUUCACCUUGAAGGAAUUCACUUCUUUAAUGUUUAAAAGUUGUGAUGUUUUAAGACCGUAUGUUGCUCAUAUUGAUGAUAUUUUUAAGGAUUUUACUUCUUACAAAGUUAAAGUUCCGGUGACCGGUGCGAUUAUUUUGGAUGAGACUUUUGAACGGUGCUUGCUAGUGAAGGGAUGGAAAGGGACGAGCUGGAGUUUCCCAAGGGGAAAAAAGAACAAAGAUGAGGAAGACCAUGCUUGUGCUAUCCGAGAAGUGCUGGAGGAAACUGGCUUUGAUGUUUCAAAUCUUCUUAACAAAGAUGACUACAUUGAAGAGAUGUUUGGACAGCAGAGGGUGCGGCUUUACAUAAUUGCUGGUGUGAAGUAUGAUACUGCCUUUGCACCUCUUACAAAAAAGGAGAUCAGUGAAAUUGCAUGGCAGCGGCUUGAUGAACUUCAGCCAGCAAGUGACGAAGUAAUAUCUCGCAGCAUCACUGGCCUCAAGCUUUACAUGGUUGCUCCGUUUUUAGCGUCUUUGAAAUCGUGGAUUUUGUCACACCAGCCCCCUGCAGCCCCAAGACCUGAUAUGCCUCUCAAAGCUACGUGUGUGUGGAAAGCGAAGAACACUUCUUUAGGGAGCGGCACAGUGAUAACAGAGAGCCAUUUAACUAAGCCUGUAUUUGAUGCUCAUCCUCUUGACAUGGGCCCUGGCAAGAGCUUCAGAAAUUUUAGAUUUGAUACUGCUGCAAUCUUGCAAGUGAUGGAGUCUGGGUUUUCUGCUUAACUUUCCAAACUCCUUUUCUUCUGUUUUUGUAAAUGCUCUAUAUGCUCACAUAGCUGGUUAGCAUUUCUUUUGUAACCAAAACGUCAUCAUCAGUCACCUCCAUGCCAACUUGUUAGCUGUACCCGAUGUAUAUUGUUCGUGUCAGAAUUCCAGGUUUGGGUUUUAUGAAUAUCCUUUACAGAA
Molecule: messenger RNA, 1307 nt
Organism: Populus nigra (black poplar)
Lineage: Eukaryota; Viridiplantae; Streptophyta; Magnoliopsida; Malpighiales; Salicaceae
Product: mRNA-decapping enzyme subunit 2-like
Exons: 7
Coding region: 156-1124 (322 amino acids)
Biological process (GO): deadenylation-dependent decapping of nuclear-transcribed mRNA; nuclear-transcribed mRNA catabolic process, nonsense-mediated decay
Cellular component (GO): cytoplasm
Molecular function (GO): RNA binding; 5'-(N(7)-methylguanosine 5'-triphospho)-[mRNA] hydrolase activity; manganese ion binding
Source: RefSeq, a predicted model, not a curated record